GUUUAUGACAGCUAAUUAAAGGUAGUAAUAGAGCAAGCCUGCUACUCAGUUAAUGACUGGAGCCACCAAAUUGUUUCAUUUUAGUUACUGCCACAAAGCACACCACAUCGAUAUGAAGAUCUACCAGGACAUUUGGCCUAUAUCCAAGCCCUCGCAGAUCUUUGCUAUACUACCAUUCUAUAGCGGAGACGUCGAGGAUGGCUUUCGCUUCGGAGGAUUGCGUCGCUGGUACGGACGUCUAGUGGCCCUGCUUAUACUGAUCGGCUCACUGACAUUCGGCGAAGAUGUGCUCUUCGCCUCCAAGGAGUACAGAUUGGUGGCUAGUGCCCAGGGUGAUACCGAGGAGAUCAACAGGACCAUCGAGACGCUUUUGUGCAUCAUCAGCUAUACAAUGGUGGUAUUAUCGAGUGUACAGAAUGCAUCCAAACACUUUCGCACUCUUCACGACAUUGCCAAAAUCGAUGAGUAUCUGCUGGCCAAUGGAUUCCGGGAAACCUACAGUUGUCGCAAUCUGGCCAUUCUGGUCACCUCUGCAGCAGCAGGUGUCCUCGCUGAGGCCUUCUACUAUAUUCACUAUCGUAGUGGCAUUGGCGGCAAAAGGCAAAUCAUCCUGCUCCUGAUCUACUUCCUCCAACUGCUCUACUCCACUCUGCUGGCCUUAUAUCUGAGGACGCUCAUGAUGAAUUUGGCACAAAGAGUUGGAUUUCUUAACCAGAAACUGGAUACGUUUAAUCUUCAGGAUUCUGGCCACAUGGAAAACUGGCGUGAGUUGAGCACGCUUAUAGAGAUCCUUUGCAAAUUCCGCUACAUCACCGAGAAUAUUAACUGCGUGGCCGGAGUUUCGUUGCUAUUCUACUUCGGCUUCUCCUUCUACACGGUCACAAAUCAGAGUUACUUGGCCUUUGCUACAUUGACAGCCGGCUCAUUGAGUUCCAAAAUAGAAGUGGCUGAUACCAUUGGACUAUCAUGUAUCUGGGUUUUGGCUGAAACCAUCACAAUGAUUGUGAUUUGCAGCGCAUGUGACGGCCUGGCAUCCGAGGUGAAUGGCACGGCACAGAUCCUGGCGAGAAUUUACGGCAAGAGCAAGCAGUUCCAGAACCUCAUCGACAAGUUCCUAACGAAGAGCAUCAAACAGGAUCUUCAGUUCACCGCCUACGGAUUCUUCUCCAUUGACAACUCAACACUCUUCAAGAUCUUCUCGGCUGUUACGACCUAUCUGGUGAUUCUCAUUCAGUUCAAGCAGUUGGAGGACUCCAAGGUGGAAGACAUUAGUCAGGAAGACAUUAGUCAGGCUUAAGAGCAAGUUUAGCUA
Molecule: messenger RNA, 1312 nt
Organism: Drosophila simulans
Lineage: Eukaryota; Metazoa; Arthropoda; Insecta; Diptera; Drosophilidae
Gene: Gr68a
Product: gustatory receptor 68a
Exons: 1
Coding region: 53-1297 (414 amino acids)
Biological process (GO): sensory perception of taste
Cellular component (GO): membrane; dendrite; neuronal cell body
Source: RefSeq, a predicted model, not a curated record